Messenger RNA from Talaromyces marneffei, 2859 nucleotides. RefSeq lists its product as uncharacterized. NCBI's taxonomy places the organism in Eukaryota, Fungi, Ascomycota, Eurotiomycetes, Eurotiales, Trichocomaceae. Bases 1 to 2859 code for a protein of 952 amino acids. Gene Ontology annotation, molecular function: acyltransferase activity, transferring groups other than amino-acyl groups; hydrolase activity, hydrolyzing O-glycosyl compounds. Gene Ontology annotation, biological process: peptidoglycan turnover; carbohydrate metabolic process. The transcript has 4 exons. The record is from RefSeq and is a predicted model, not a curated record.
AUGGCCCCAAAGGACGGGUCAUUGCCCCCCAUAUGGGACGACUUGGACUGGCAAAUGGGCCAGCUGUUUAUGAUGGGCUUUGACGGAACAACGGUUGACGGACAAAUCCGAGGGCUGAUCGAGAACUACCAUGUUGGUAGUAUCAUAUUGACGGCAAAGAAUCUCAAAUCUGCCGAAGAAACCACGAAACUUAUUCUGGAAUUACAAACCAUAGCGCGAGAUGCUGGCCAUCCAGUUCCUCUCAUGAUUGCUCUAGACCAGGAGAAUGGGGGAGUCAAUAGUUUAUACGACGAGAUAUAUAUUCGACAAUUUCCGAGUGCUAUGGGAAUCGCUGCAACGGGCUCUAAGCAACUCGCCCACGAAGUUGCGUCGGCCACUGCCCAGGAAUUAAGGGCUGUUGGUGUCAAUUGGAUUCUAGGUCCCGUCUUGGAUGUUUUGACCAACGUGCGCAGUCAACCAAUUGGCGUUCGAACAAGCGGAGAUGACCCUCAAGAAGUAUCGCAAUACGGCGUUGAAACUAUGAAAGGAUAUCAAGAAGCAGGACUGGUCACCUGUGGUAAACACUUUCCUUCCUAUGGCAAUAUAGAGUUUGUCGGUUCACAAACCGAUGUCCCUGUGAUCACUGAGUCACUGGAGCAAUUAAGCUUGAGCGCUUUGAUUCCAUUUCGUAACGCCAUAGCAAACGGUCUUGAUGCGGUGAUGGUGGGUGGUGUUGCUAUGUCUUCCGCUGGGGUGAAUGUCAUGCACGCCUGUCUCUCGGAGCAAGUGGUUGAUGGUCUUUUGCGAAAAGACUUGAAGUUCGACGGAGUCGUGGUCUCUGAAUGUCUAGAAAUGGAAGCGCUUACACACAACAUCGGUGUGGGAGGGGGUACCGUUAUGGCAAUGAAGGCUGGGUGCGAUUUGAUUCUUCUGUGCCGUUCUUACCCGUUCCAACUGGAAGCGCUGAACGGACUGAAGCUUGGAGUAGAGAAUGGCAUGAUUAGUCGUUCGCGAAUUAAACAAUCCCUUCAAAGAGUUCUGGCCAUGAAGGCUCGUUGUACGACAUGGGAACAGGCGUUGAAUCCUGGAGGCAUCAAUGCUUUGACACAAAUGCAACCAUCUCAUACUAGCCUCUCUACACGCGCGUACGAUAGUUCUAUCACUCUCGUUCGUGAUAACAACGACUUGCUUCCCUUGCCGCAAAUACUCGAGCCAGAUGAGGAGCUUCUCUUAUUGACACCGUUGGUGAAGCCCUUGCCUGCGUCAGCCGUUUCGCGGUCGAUGCUGAACAUGAUGACCACCACUUCACCCGACCCGUCGGCUUCGUGGGAAAAAGGCUCAUCGAUAUCCAGCGGGGAGAGUGUUUUUCGAGAGUUUGGACGAUCACUUGCUCGUCAAAGAUCUGGUCGAGUGCUGCACACUUCCUACACAUCUACCGGAGUACGUCCGAUACACGAGAGUCUUAUUGACCGAGCUAGUGCCGUUAUUAUACUGACGGCGGAUUCGAAUCGAAAUCUAUACCAGCACGGAUUCACCAAACACGUGUCGAUGAUAUGCAAAUCGCAGUACUCUCAGACAGGCGAACGACGUGAAAAACCAGUCAUUGUGGUUGCAGUGAGCUCGCCGUAUGAUUUCGCCAUAGACCCCUCUAUCAACACGUAUAUAUGUACAUAUGAUUUCACCGAAACGGCGUUACAAGCGCUUGUCAAAGUGUUAUAUGGCGAACUCUCACCUACCGGCUCGUUGCCUGGCACGAUCAGCCGAAGCCAAAAGAUCCACCAGUCACGCCAACAUUGGCUUGUCGAAACAUGGAAUGAGGAGCGUGACGGCGAAGCUCUCGACGUGUUAUUAGAUGCUGUGAGAGAAAGUGGCUCGCAUGCUGAAUUGACGCACGUGUCGUCUCAUAGUUUCCUUCUCCGAAAUGAUGAUGUCGAUGAAGCACAUUUUGUUGUGCGGAAUAGUACAACACAGGCCUUGUAUGGAUUUUGUUCCACAUACUUCUUCCGCUCGACUGGAACCGGAGUCAUUGGUUCCAUAAUUGUGGACCCUACAAGACGGAAGCUAUCGAUAGGCCACUCACUUCACAACCGGGCGAUUCGAAGCUUAUUACAACGAAAAGGAGUGAAACGGUUCCAGCUCGGCUCUCGCUUACCGAGCAUAUACCUGGGAAUUCCCGCAGCUAACCCUGUAGAACGCAAAAGACUACGGCAAUGGUUCGCCCAGCUAGGAUGGAACACGACACUGUCACGACCUGUAUGCAGCGUCUUGCUUCGACCGCUGUCAUUGUGGACGCCUCCUGAAGGGCUGGCCAAAAGCCUACACACAAACGAGGUAGAUUACGACCUUGUCCAUGGCUGGGAAUAUGCAGAGUCCAUAUUCGACCACAUCAAGACAAACUCCCGUCAGGGUGUAAUGGAAAUAUACAAAAUGGCACUCAACGGGGCACCACAUUCAGGCAUUAUUCGCGCAAAGAGGCCCGAAGAUGGCGCUAUAUUGGGUAGCGUGGUGAUAUAUAACAGCCAAUCCGCGAUAGCAGAGUACAUUCCAGCGUUACACAAGAAAGAUAAGGAAAAGGAGAAACCGGUUAACGAUAGUAUUUCUUCCUCGAAUGGAAGCUGCAAUGGAUUGAUUGCAGGAGGAGGAGGAGUUUCGUCACCAGUGAUCUCACCAUCGGUUGGUGAAUAUGCAACGUUGAUGCAGGGUUUGAUACUGUUGGGUAUCAAGCAAGUCCGGAAGUCCGGGGCAGAUGCAGUUAUGCUUGACUGUGUCGACGGCGAUGGAAACUUUGACACUUUAACGGCAAUGGGGUUUACGGUUCUUCACACCUUUGAAGAAGUUACUUGUGACGCGGCGACCUGGAAGUUGAUGCAGCCAUCCUAA